Messenger RNA from Grosmannia clavigera kw1407, 1500 nucleotides. RefSeq names its product copper fist DNA-binding domain containing protein. The transcript has 3 exons. Bases 1 to 1500 code for a protein of 499 amino acids. Gene Ontology annotation, cellular component: nucleus. The record is from RefSeq and is a predicted model, not a curated record. Gene Ontology annotation, molecular function: RNA polymerase II cis-regulatory region sequence-specific DNA binding; copper ion binding; DNA-binding transcription factor activity, RNA polymerase II-specific. NCBI's taxonomy places the organism in Eukaryota, Fungi, Ascomycota, Sordariomycetes, Ophiostomatales, Ophiostomataceae. Gene Ontology annotation, biological process: intracellular iron ion homeostasis; intracellular copper ion homeostasis; positive regulation of transcription by RNA polymerase II.
AUGCUCAUCAACGGCGAGAAAUGGGCUUGCGACGCCUGUGUACGAGGACACCGAGUCAGCAAUUGCCAGCAUUAUGAGCGCCCAUUACAACAUAUCAACAAGAAAGGUCGACCGGUCACCCAGUGCCAGCACUGCCGCUCGCAGCGAAAGAACCGCUCGGCCCACGUCAAGUGCGACUGCGGCGAGAAAACAACCAAAUGCGUUCAUUUGGGCGCCAUAGACGGUCACCGAGAGAGCUGCUGCUGCAACCACGGCGGUCGGUGCAGCUGCUCCUUCAAGAAGGAUCCUGACUCCAGCUCAUCCGACAUGACGGAAAAGGGCUCAGCAGCAGCCAAGACAGCUUCGGCUGCCACCAUGUCGACCACCGCUUCCAGCCUGGGAACAUCAGGCCUCAGCUCGCCCAAGAGCCCCAUUCGCCGCCGCCGCGCCAACACCACUCGCUCCGAGGGUACGCUCACUUUUGACGAACACGGCCGCCACAAACCAGUCUCUCACAAACAUGCAAAGAGCCAAAAGACGAGCCCGUAUCCCAGCAGCCGAAUCAACUCGGUGCGUAGCACUGGCGUGCUUUCGAACUUGAUGGCGGCCUCAAAGUCCGCUAACAACGAGGAUGAAGCGGAGGAGGACGAUCACAGCAGCGGACUCGGCGAGUCUGACAGCGGAGCCGACGAUGGCGGGGGCUUCCUCUCCAUGACCACGCCUGCUUCGACUACGGCAACCAGUGUUCCGCUGUCCUUUCACGCGACAGAACAUCAAGAGCAGCGGCUAUCGCGGUCGGAGACUACUUCGCCCCUGCACCUCGAUAGCAGCUACCCGCAGCCGCACCAGCUGAACGACAACAGCCAACUACCCCCUCUCAACAUGGGCGCUGUCGACUACAUAUCUUAUAACUACAACGCCUUCGACAGCCCGGAUCAGCCUCUCUUCAGUGCUGGCCUCAAGGCGCCAGCAGUCGACUGGAACCAGUUUUUCGGCGCCAACAGUGCCAACGGCAUUAGCGGCGGCAAUGCUGGAAAUGAAUCCGGCAAGUUCGGCAACACCGGCCCAUUUGGGUUUGGGAGCACAUUUGGAUACGAGUACAACGGAUCCGAGCAGGCACCCACCAUGACCACGGCCACGUCGGGAGAAGUGUCCGAAGCUGAGGACUUGAUGGUGCCCGGCGUGGACGACUACGACUACGACUACGAUGGGGCCACGGAUGCCGCAAGCAGUAGCGUUGCCUUUUCCCGCGCCAACAGCAGCUACCACCUGGCGUCUUCAGUAAAUAUACGCCACGACUUUAGCGAUAUGCGCCUAAACAAGGCUGGCAACAAGUUCCUCCCCACGCCCUCAGCCGCCACCACCGACGAUGCUGCGGCCUUAGCAGCCGUCGGUGCGAUGGCGCAUGGUGCCACUCUCGAAGACGACGAUGCUGCUAUCUGGAUGCCGGAUUACCAGGGCCUCACAUCCAUGACCGAAUCGCCAGAGUCCGACGUGAUCUCCUUCUGGGGGUCGAAAUAG